AUGAGCGAUAGCCAUAAUACGCUAUUUCAUUCUUCACGCACGGCAAUCCCCAAUCCACGGCGCAAAAGAGGCCGGGUAGCCUGUGACUACUGCCAUUCACGUAAAGUCAGAUGUGAUCUCACUCUAAACGGCGUUCCCUGUACAAACUGCCGCCUUGAUAAGCGGAAGUGCUUCGCGUGGAAGCCCCGCAACAAGCUUCAGAAAAAGCAUACCAGCAAGGCUCCCACCUCAGAGGCUCAUCACAAUACCACAGCGACCGUGACCUUCCCAGAUCCCAGGCUGGGAGUGAGUUGUGAUUUUCCCCUGCCUCCUAUUUCGCUAUCAUCAACCCACGGUGCGUCUUUCCUAUAUGAGGAUGAGGAUGAGGAUUCAACAAGGGGACUGUUACUCCGGGAUCGGCCUUCAGACCGCAUUCCGGACUAUCCGUCACUUCGGCAGAACGGUUCGAGCGCGAGCCCACCUUGCUUUUCGGUUCCUUCAAUGCUGGGUGAGACUGCGUCCGAUUCAAGCCGGAGAAUCUCAGACAAAAAGUUGAAGGCUCUCCCCAAUCUGCUAUCGGUGGACGUCACAUAUCUCGAAUCGAAGGGGUGUUUUCGAGUCCCCAGCGACAGCUAUCUGGAUGCUUUCAUGUUGGAGUAUUUUCUCCACGUCCAUCCCUGCGUGCCAAUUCUCAAUGAGGCAGACUUUUGGAACUUAUACGGACACAAAGAUGGCAUGCUUGGUGCCUCCAAGGUCUCCCUGUUGGUCUUCCAAGCGAUGCUGUUUGCUGCCUCCGCAUUUGUUCCCCUGCGCACGCUACAGGCCUGUGGUUUUAGAGACUCUCACGAGGCUCGGGAAACUCUUCACCAACGUGCUGCUUUACUCUAUCAGUUUAAAGCGGAACCAAAUUUAGCUUGCAUCGCGCAGGCAUCCUUGUUGUUGUCGUUCCACUCAUCCGCUCGUGAUGUUUAUAACAAUACGUCAUUCUUAUCUAUCGCUAUUCAAUGCGCUCGUGCAGACCGUGCCCACCUUUACAGCGUUAUUCCCAAGAUAAGUCCACGAGAACGACGGGAUAAAAAGAGACUGUGGUGGUGUUGCUUUGUACGAGACCGAGUCAUUGCGCUUGGGAUGCGGCGGCCCCUUCAGAUCACCCCGGACCAAUUUGAUUACCGUCGGGAACCUUUUGAAGAAGAAGAUAUAAAAUGCGAGGUUGGACAAUCUAGGGUUUACGAUCCAGAAACCAAGCGGUCGCUCAUCAAGAUCUUCGUUGCGCAGUGUGAACUGGCAGCCGCGCUCACAUCAACCCUCCUGGCCACCUAUCCACUGGACAGAAUUUCUAUGUCACUGUCGCACACAAGUACUGAUCUAAUGGGGUUAUCUAGCGUAGUACAGAGCUGUAGACAGGACCUCAAUGCGUGGUUCGAUGCGACGGAGGCACGAUUAAAGCACAACUCAGGGAAGGACGUUCUGGGUGUUGACUUUGUGACGCUUUACACUGAUCUGUUGUGGAUAUAUUACUUUACCGCUCGGAUGGCGCUGUGCCAUUUCAUUAUAUAUAUAUCCAGCAUGUGCCGUACUCGCAACCCGGACUGGAUGUCACAGUCAAAUAUCAGCAACAGUGAUCUCAAGUCAGCCUUCACCGGUCUGAAGGAUGUCUUCAAGAGGCUGGUGGCAUCAAACCUCGCUGGCCAUCUUCCGAUUAGCGCAUCUGCGUAUACAGCACUACCUCUGCUAUUAGUCUCUCUCGACGUUUGGCUGUCAUCAUCGGAGUACCAGAAGAAAAGGCAUAUGCAAGACCUCUCGCAUUGCGCGGAGGCCAUGCGACAAUACGAACGCCGUUUCAGCUUCGCCAAGUUUGUAACCGAGAUAGUUCGUAAGGUUGUUCAACUUGUGGACCACGAAUCACUGUCAAAACCUCGGUCUCCAAUCAACAAUAUAUCCGGAUUAUCCGGAUUAGCCGCUCCUACACCAAACCACCCACCUCGAAGCUGGAGCGAAACCUAUUCACAGAACCCUCAACUAUAUUUCAAGCUCUUAUUCUCUCUGGACCAUUUCCUAUCUUACGGGAACGUACCGUCUCCAGGUGAACCCCCCGAUUGGUUUCUUGGGCAAUCCCCCCCCCAGCCAAAUAAACCACUGGAGGCUACAGACCAAGAAAACGGAGAUUUGGAGCCUCUAACAAUGUCACGCGCUUUCUCUCCGGAUUUAUUCGGACGAAGCGUGCCUUCUAAGUGCCCAUCGAACGAGCAGAGGGAAACCUUCCAGUCGAUCGCUCCGAGUUUAUCGCCACCGGUCUAUCCCGAGACGUCUCCACAGCCUGAGCAUGAGCAUACCACAGCCGGAUCUCAAUCAAAUCUUAGUUCCUUGUUCUCUGAUGAUACCAAUACACAUUUCAAUGAUAUUGGGGUGGAUGCUGGUGACGCCCAACCAAUGUUCGAUACACUUUCUUUUCUUCUCCAGUAUUCUUGUCCCUCUAUUGGAUAG
Aspergillus alliaceus is the source of this 2463-nucleotide messenger RNA. Its product is annotated as transcription factor domain-containing protein. Bases 1 to 2463 code for a protein of 820 amino acids. Gene Ontology annotation, molecular function: zinc ion binding; DNA-binding transcription factor activity, RNA polymerase II-specific; DNA binding. Gene Ontology annotation, biological process: regulation of DNA-templated transcription; DNA-templated transcription. The record is from RefSeq and is a predicted model, not a curated record. The transcript has 7 exons. Lineage: Eukaryota; Fungi; Ascomycota; Eurotiomycetes; Eurotiales; Aspergillaceae.